CACAUGAUGGGGGACGGCGCUGCUGGAGCGGCCGUCUUUUUCCUGUUGUUACCACACGUCACUGCCAGCUCUCCCCGUAGACAGGCUGGUCACAGCGCCACCCAGCUGCCUCCAGCACACGCCCCCCGCCCUCUCGUCCCCUCCUCCCCGCCGUCCUGUGGGUGCAGCAGCCGGGUGAAGCAUGGCGGCGGUGGAGAGCAGAGUGUGUGAGACAGAGGACUGCACCAGCGCAGCCAAACUGCAGUGCCCGACCUGCAUCAAGCUGGGCAUCCAGGGCUCGUACUUCUGCUCGCAGGAAUGUUUCAGGGGAAGCUGGGCAACACAUAAGUUACUUCACAAAAAAGCAAAAGAUGAUAAAGGUAAACAUGAGGUUUCCCCAUGGACUAUGGAUGGAGAAAUUAACACAGAUCCUUGGCCGGGCUAUCGGUAUACUGGGAAACUCAGGCCACACUAUCCAUUGAUGCCGAUGAGAUCAGUACCACACUAUAUACAAAGGCCAGACUAUGCUGAUCACCCUUUAGGAAUGUCAGAAUCUGAACAAUCCUUGAAAGGAACUUCCCAAAUUAAAGUGAUUUCUCCAGAAGAAAUAGAAGAAAUGCGUAUAGUAUGUAAGUUAGCUAGGGAAGUAUUAGGAGUGGCUGCUAUGAUGGUGAGAGCUGGAGUCACUACAGAGGAGAUAGACCAUGCUGUCCAUUUGGCAUGUAUUUCAAGAAAUUGCUAUCCGUCUCCACUGAAUUAUUACAAUUUCCCAAAGUCCUCCUGCACAUCUGUGAAUGAAGUGAUCUGCCACGGGAUUCCGGACAGGAGGCCUUUGCAGGAUGGAGAUAUUGUGAAUGUGGACAUUACUGUAUAUUACAAUGGUUACCAUGGAGAUCUCAAUGAGACAUUUUACAUUGGAGAAGUUGAUGAGGGAGCGAAAAGGCUUGUUCAGACAACCUAUGAGUGCCUAAUGCAAGCUAUAGAUGAAGUGAAGCCUGGAGUCCGGUACAGGGAACUGGGGAAUAUUAUUCAGAAACAUGCUCAAGCUAAUGGAUUCUCAGUUGUUCGAAGCUACUGUGGUCAUGGCAUUCACAAGUUGUUCCAUACUGCUCCCAAUGUGCCACACUACGCCAAAAACAAGGCUGUGGGAGUGAUGAAGCCAGGACAUGUGUUUACAAUUGAACCGAUGAUCUGUGAAGGUGGAUGGCAAGAUGAGACCUGGCCGGAUGGUUGGACUGCAGUGACCAGGGAUGGAAGACGUUCAGCACAAUUUGAGCAUACCCUUUUAGUCACAGAGACCGGAUGUGACAUACUUACACGAAGAUUAGAAGACAAUGGACGCCCUCAUUUUAUGUUUUAGCAAGCCCUAUUGUCUUAACUAAUUCAAAUUAAUGGGUGGUCAGCUACUUGGCACCAUGAUUUUUUACAUAAAAUAUUACCUGAAGGAAAUAUGGGAUUUUAUUACAAAUGCAUAUCCUGAAGGGAAGAUAGAGCAAAACACAAUGCAGAAUUAGUAUGUUAAAAAUUAUCUAAAAGUAGAAGAAAGCCAAUCUUAUUUAUUUAUGUUUUUGUUUAUGCUUUCUUUUUUUUUUUUUAUUUCCUGCCCUCCUAUGUUUUGAAUUUCUGUUUCUUGCCUUCAUUUUCUUUACUCAGACAGAAACACGUGUUGCCUCCACAGUAACUCUUUACUGAAUGUGGUCGUAUUUUACAGUUUGGGGUGUGGAUAUAUAUUUUCCUUCAGUAUGUACUACUAAUGCAUUUGUGUCGAUGAUUGAAUGAUGGCCUGCUUCUUAAUCCUGGCUGUCUUUAUGCUGCUGCAGACAUUUAAUGGCAAAUACGUGUGUCUGCCCAUGGAGUCUGAUGUGUAGUUUUCUGGUUUUUAUCUAGUAAUAUUAACUGCUUCACACUUCAUGGUGCUUUACUUGUGUGGGUUCAGUUCUUCUGGCAUCCAAGCCCAUGGUAGCAAAAACUGUUAUCUAUGUCCUGCAGUUUUUGGGCUGAUUUUUCUCAUCCCUUUUGUUGGUGCCUUCAAACAUUAAAAGUUGAAGUGUUUAUAACUAGUCCUUUGUAGUAGGUAUCUGCAAAGUGAGUCUCUGAAAUGACUGUUGCUCCGAAUUUUGUCCCAAUCCCAUUCUACUUGCUGCCAAUAAGAUUACUCAAAAGUGUGAUACUAAAUUCACUUUUAGUAAAUUGUAACAAAUUAAGAAAUACAUAUUUUAGCCAUCUUUGUUUCCUCCAAAUAAGGUGAAUCGGCUAUAUUAAAAGAUAAAGAAUGCAUAAUGAACUUUUAGUAAAAGGAGCAUGAAGCAACCCAAAAACACUGCUGUGCUACAGUUUCCAUUUACAGCCGGUACGAGCAAAGCAUGUGUAGGAAUCAUGGAAACCAUUACGUCCCAGCAUCAUGUGCACCGUAAACGCAUGCCUUUGCCACACAGUGACUAACUGGCCCAAAUAGUCAGAUUUUUUUUUUCAAAUUAUUAUUUAGAAAUACCUGAUGAAUGUUUGCCAAAUCUGUGCUGUAUGAUAAUGAUCCUAAAGUACUUCAGUCUUAUUCAUAGGAUUUUGUUUAAAUACUUUAAAUUGCAUCUGCCAGAGAGUUCUGUUUAAAAAUGUUUUUUUUUUUUUUUUUUAUAUUGCCUAUGUCAGUAUUUCCCACUAACAUUUCCGCUCCACUUAGCUUUGCUCAUCUUCCAUCUUUAUUUUUUUUUUAUUGUAGUAGAGGUGCCCUGUCAUUACUGGGUUUGCAGAGAACUUGAUAAUCAUGGAAUACGUUGGCUCUGAAUUUUAUGACCAGUCCUAGUAAAUGCUGGAAUUCUUAUUGCUCAUUUAAAAUAAGCUCAAAAUUAAAAGCCUGUUUGCUCAAAACACACACCAAUUGAGAAAGUUCUGUCUGCCCAAAGUUUUCGAUAUGCUUUUCAACCAAAUAUAUUUGUUAAAUUAAAAUGUCUUGAUAAACGUGCUGAUUGGAGAGAAUCUGAUUUUGUUUUUCUGUAGGAUAUACUUUCAUAUAUCUCAUUUUAAAGGUGUGUUGUCCACUUUUGAACAACUGUGCCUUAAUUAAGCUGCUCACAUAUAAAAAAUGUCUCUCCCAGAAGUUGCCUCUGAAGUCUGAGAGCUUAAACACUUCAAAUUGUGUUUGUGUGCAAUACAAGCUAUGCACAAGGAUUCCAUGGAUCUUUGGUGAAACUGUAUGAACAUACGGAGUCCUCCAAUAUGCGGAAGCUAGCUCUCAGAUAUAUGUCAUGGUAGAAAAAGGAGGAGACUGUAUUAAGGAGUUGACCAAAGUGGGUAAAACCUUUUUUUUGUGGACAUUGGUCUCUCGACGUGUACUUUCAUACAAUAAAUCAUACAUAUGAUGUAGAAAGUCUUUGCCAUCUUACUAAUUAUAAUUAAGAUGUACGUUUAUGUUGGCUUUAGAAUAGCUUUGCCUCUUGCAUGUCAGAGUACAUGUGUAGCAUUGUAUUCUUAACAUCAUGUUUGUUGUACAAGCUUACCAAAGUGACAGCCCAUAUCUGUUCAACAGACAUUUUCUGCAGACUUUUGUUUUUGAGAACGCAUUCAUCUAUAGUGUAUGAUGUAAAGAAUUUGUAUUGUAUCCAGGCUGUGAUCGGUACGAUUCAUGCCCAGUUAACAGCUUGCCCAACUAUAUGCACAUCUUCCAAAUUUUUGGGGAAGAUAUGCAUAUAGGUUGAGCAUGUUAGUCAAUUGGCGUGCUCCAGUACUUAAAGUAAAUGUGCAUUGCUAAUCCAGCUUUGCUCCAUAAUAUUUGUGAGGCGAAUGGUCCGACUUUUAUAGCAAAAUUAUAUUGUCUGUUUAAUAACUACACAUAAACCAGUGUUUUUUGGCUCCAACUUUACAGUAAGUACAAGCUGUAACAUAUCUUGCAGCACUCCCAACCUAAUACCAAAACAAAUAUAAAAAAGCACCAACCUGCUAUCAGAGCAAAAAAUUGUUAAUCUUGCAAUACAAAUUGUAACCACUAGAUAGCACUAGUGUAAAUAUAACACACCAAUUGAAACUUUAUGAAAAACAAGAGUCUUAUUCCGGGAGGUAAAUCAGGGAAUAAGUAAUUGCUGCAGGAUUGCAUAUGAAAUAACUGUUUAAUGCUAUCACCAUGAGUGUGUAAUAAAUGCUGUCACCAUAAGUGUAUGUAUAUGUCAUAGUUAUGAUAUUAACGCUACAUAUAAAGUGAUACAUGCUUAAACGGUAUCUCAUAUAAUUUAAUAUUUUGUGUCAAUGAAGAGGGAUUUAAUGUUUAUUUUAAAUGUACCAUCCACGAUCGCUCUUUCUGUCCAGGCACUGCAUCUUCAUUUAUUACAGUAGUAUCAGACAGACAAAGUUAAGAGGGUCCUGUUUACAAGCUCAAAAUCUAUAAAUACAGAAGCUUGUAUUGCUGCUAGACAUAAACUGCUGGGCAAUAAGAUCUUAGGUGCACUGUACAUUAUACCCACUUAUGCACAGUAAACAGUAGGGUCAAUGUGUGACUGGUCACGUUAACAGUUUAACGUGACUUAAACUUUUAACUUUAAAGUUCACAAUUUGUUCAACUCCAUGAAAAGAUGCUAUCUUUAAUUUACAGAUUUCUAGUUCUUUAUGUAAAUGUAGGCAGUUGAGAGUACUAGAAAACUGUUUCUACCCAACUUCUUAUUUGAGAUCAGAUAAGAGAAAGCUUGACUUAAAUUUUAGAGUAAAACAUGUCAACCUGUAAACAGACUGGAUGUAGUAAUAUUUGAACAAAGACCACCACUAAAUUGUUUCUCAUAUCUGGAUAUAUGUAAGGAGUUAAAGUAAACCAGUCAGUGUCAGGGGCUCUUUGUGGUAGCUGUCAUUUUUCAGAAAAAGUUCCAUAUGUACCAAUCGGGCACUGUAAGGCUGAUCAGAUCAGCUAAUGAAUCAAUGACAUGUAUCUGAAUGCAUUUAACUUGUCUGUUCUUAAUGUAUUAAAUUUGCAUUGAUUCUCCUGCUGUCCGACUGCUUCUGUCUAAAUUGUUGCCAGUGAGUACUUGGUAAUGUAUGAAAUGUGGUCAGCCUCCAGCCAUGCAGUCAGCCGUACCCAUUUGAUGAACGUAUGCUUUCCAUGUACUUUGACUAGUGCUGAGCUUUGAUGGUGAUUUCUUGGUGGCAACAAAUCAUAAAUCAUUCUAUAACCGCA
Pseudophryne corroboree (corroboree frog) is the source of this 5131-nucleotide messenger RNA. It is a transcript of the gene METAP1, whose product is annotated as methionyl aminopeptidase 1. Gene Ontology annotation, cellular component: cytosol. The coding region runs from base 182 to 1339 and encodes 385 amino acids. Gene Ontology annotation, biological process: proteolysis. The transcript has 11 exons. The record is from RefSeq and is a predicted model, not a curated record. Lineage: Eukaryota; Metazoa; Chordata; Amphibia; Anura; Myobatrachidae. Gene Ontology annotation, molecular function: metalloaminopeptidase activity.